Molecule: messenger RNA, 639 nt
Organism: Stegastes partitus (bicolor damselfish)
Lineage: Eukaryota; Metazoa; Chordata; Actinopteri; Pomacentridae
Product: protein FAM65C-like
Exons: 7
Source: RefSeq, a predicted model, not a curated record
GAAGAUGAAGUGACGGCAUCUGGGCCCUGACAGCUUCGCAGCUUGGAUGUUUCCAUCGGACGAAACAGGACAGCAAAGAUGUCGGUGAAGCUGCGAUUUGACUCCCCCUCAGAUGGAAGUUUGCUCCACAGGAGCCGAUCAUUCACCGGGUUCAGCUCUCUGACGGGUCGGCGACGGCCGCCCUCUGCUCGAAACUCUCUUCGCUCCAAAGCCUCCAGUGCGGGUAAAUCUCCCAGGAUGCACCUGUCCCCCCGCCGAGGGUCCGGCGCCAUCUGGUCCAUGCAGCCGGAUCAGGUCGACAGGGUUUUCCAGGCGCUGCGCAAAGGACUCAAGGAAUAUCUGGAGGGUCACCAGGCAGAGAUGGACUUUCUGUCCUCACAGCAGAGAGAAACCAAGAGAAACUCCAGACUGGCUUUUCUUUAUGAUCUGGAGAAGGAGAUCAGAGCGUUGGAGCGAUACAUACGACGAUUAGAAUUUCAAAUCAGCAAGGUGGAGGAGCUGUACGAGACCUACUGCAUCCAGUGGCGGCUGUGUCAGGGAGCCGUCAACAUGAAAAGAGCCUUUUCUCUGUCGCCGUCCACCAGAGCGUCCAGAGAAAGUCUGCUGGAGCUCGGACGCAACCACCGACACAGUCUGCAG